Corythoichthys intestinalis (scribbled pipefish) is the source of this 2072-nucleotide messenger RNA. RefSeq names its product solute carrier family 25 member 25a (gene slc25a25a). Gene Ontology annotation, molecular function: calcium ion binding; ATP transmembrane transporter activity. The coding region runs from base 111 to 1517 and encodes 468 amino acids. NCBI's taxonomy places the organism in Eukaryota, Metazoa, Chordata, Actinopteri, Syngnathiformes, Syngnathidae. The record is from RefSeq and is a predicted model, not a curated record. Gene Ontology annotation, biological process: ADP transport; ATP transport; transmembrane transport. The transcript has 9 exons.
CCGGCUUCUCGUGGCAUACCGGCAUUUCGGCGGUCGACCGGGAAGUGGUAGUUCUCGCUCCUCUAUUUAUUUAUUUAUUGUAGUUUAUUUUGCAGUUGAAGAAAACAAACAUGCUAUCCUUGUGCCUUUACGUCCCCGUGUCCAACUCCGACCCGGUUGAAGUUGACUACUUCGAGUCGAACGGACUUCCGACCGAACUCAAUUCGCUCUUCAACAAGCUGAGCGUGUUCCUUCCCUCUCAGGAAUUUUCCACCUAUCAAAGAUGGCGAAAAAAAAGUCUAAAGAGGGAACCAAACAUGUCCGACGACCAGCUGGACUUUGAGGAGUUGGUGCACUACCUGCAAGAUUAUGAGAAAGACCUGAAAUUGGUGGUCAAAAGUCUGGACAAGAAGAACGCAGGGCGAAUUGACAGCAAGGAGUUCAUCCAGGCUCUCCAGGACAUUGGUGUGCACAUUUCUCACCAUCUCGCCGAGAAAGCCCUCAAGAGCAUGGGCAAGAACGGUAUCAUAACCAUCAACAGUAAAGAAUGGAGCAAGUACCCUACGGUGGAGGAGGAGAGCAUUCCCGAGAUCAUCCUAUACUGGAAGCACUCCACGAUCUUCGACGUUGGUGAGAACCUGAUGGUCCCCGACGACUUCACCGCCGAGGAGAAGCAGAGUGGCAUGUGGUGGCGCCACCUGGUGGCGGGCGGUGGAGCUGGCGCCGUCUCCCGUACGUGCACGGCGCCUCUGGACCGCGUCAAAGUCAUGAUGCAGGUGUACGGUUCCCGAAGCAACAAUAUGUGUAUCAUGAGCGGCCUAAUGCAGAUGAUCAAAGAAGGUGGCGUGCGCUCGCUCUGGCGAGGCAACGGUGUCAACAUCAUCAAGAUCGCGCCCGAGUCGGCCCUAAAGUUCAUGGCAUACGAGCAGAUUAAACGCGUGAUCGGCGGCGACAAGUUGACACUGAACAUCUCGGAACGCUUCGUGGCCGGGUCGUUGGCGGGAGUCAUUGCGCAAAGCGCCAUCUACCCUAUGGAAGUGCUGAAAACCAGACUGGCUUUGAGAAAGACUGGCCAAUACGCCGGAAUAUCCGACUGUGCCAAGCAGAUUUUCCGCAGAGAAGGAGUGGCAGCCUUCUACAAGGGUUACGUGCCCAACAUGCUAGGCAUUAUCCCCUAUGCCGGCAUUGAUUUGGCAGUGUACGAGACUCUGAAAAACGGCUACCUGCAGCAGUACGGCGCCGGCGGUGACCCCGGCGUACUGGUGCUGUUGGCGUGCGGCACGGUGUCUAGCACCUGUGGCCAGCUCGCUAGCUACCCACUCGCUCUGAUCAGGACACGCAUGCAAGCACAAGCCGCAACGGGCAGUGGCCAGCAGGCGAGCAUGACGGCGCUCUUCCGUCAGAUCCUGCAGGCCGAGGGUCCGACGGGCCUCUACCGGGGCCUGGCACCCAACUUCCUGAAGGUCAUCCCAGCCGUCAGCAUCAGCUACGUCGUGUACGAGCACAUAAAGACGCAGCUGGGCGUCACCUCGCGUUGACCGCCUGCCUCCUUAUCCGCUGAAUCCUACCCACCCGAGGGGGGGGUUCAACUACUCGAUAUCAUUCUGUGAAUGUAAGCUGACCGGAGAAGAGCUCGGCGACUGCUGCUAUUUAUUACGGUUGUGUAAUGCAAGGACCAAAUAUUUGCGCUUAGAAGGCGCUGUUGUGUUCAUGUGAGAGUUUUUGCACAGUUUGCUCUCUACUGCCGCACACAAUUUCCAUCUGCUAUUUAUUGUUUUUAGCGUUUCAUGGAACAUGUUAACAUUUGGUGUUGAGUGUGUGCGCGCGCAUGUAUAUGUUCGAGAGCCGAAUAUUUCUCAUUUGACAAAUGAGUAAAACAGCAGCCUUAAUGACAAGUGAGACACUAAACAGAUGAUGUUUUUUUCUUUUUUUUGCAAAAGACUUGUCCUAAUGUUCCUCAGGUUAAAGAAGUCACACAAGUGUUCAAACUUUUUUUGGAGCAGCAAAGGCUUUGAGAAAAAAACUGAACUCCUUGCACUUUAUUUUAUGCUGGAAAAGCCUCAAUGUUAAGAGACUUGAGGUAUUACAGAUGA